Messenger RNA from Lagopus leucura (white-tailed ptarmigan), 1063 nucleotides. It is a transcript of the gene GADD45B, whose product is annotated as growth arrest and DNA damage inducible beta. The transcript is spliced from 4 exons. Bases 144 to 611 code for a protein of 155 amino acids. Gene Ontology annotation, biological process: regulation of cell cycle. The record is from RefSeq and is a predicted model, not a curated record. Gene Ontology annotation, cellular component: nucleus; cytoplasm. Lineage: Eukaryota; Metazoa; Chordata; Aves; Galliformes; Phasianidae.
CGGAGCAGAUCGGAGAGUGGAUAUCGCGACAGAGGAGAUCGCGACAGAAGAUAUCGCUACUGAGAAGCUGUGAUAGCGGCAGCUCCGCCGCUCGGAUUACCGCUCGUAGGGCUUCCGUGCCAUCCUUUGGAUUAUAUCGCGAUAUGACCCUGGAAGAGCUGCUGCCGUGCGACAGCCCCAGGAUGCGCGCGGUGGGAGCGGCGGUGGAGCGGCUGUUGGCGGCGGCGCAGCGCAGCGCUCGGCUCAGCGUGGGGGUCUACGAGGCCGCCAAGCUGCUGAACGCGGACCCCGACAGCGUCGUGCUGUGCGUGUUGGCCACCGACGAGGAGGACGAAGGCGACAUCGCCCUGCAGAUCCACUUCACGCUGAUCCAGGCCUUCUGUUGUGACAAUGACAUCCACAUCGUGCGCGUGGCCGGCAUGCGGCGCCUGGCGGCUGUGCUGGGAGAGCCGGCGCCGGGAGCCGAGCCUCGCGAUUUGCAUUGCCUGUUGGUCACGAUGCCCCACGCAGACGCCUGGCAGAGCCACGGUUUGGCCGAGGUGGCGAAUUACUGCGCCGAGAGCCGCGACCGCAACCAAUGGGUGCCGGUGGUGCGGCUGCAGGAGCGCUGAGCGCCGGGACGGAGAGCGGAGCUGCGGGGAGCACAGAGCCGCCCCAGCGCCCCGAGCACAGACAGGGAUUUUUCUGUCCAACCGGAGAGGAACGCGGAGCGCCCGGCGCGGCGGUGGCCACAGCUGUGGGGCUGAGCCCGGGGCAGCCGUGGGGCACACAGGUCCCGUUUUGGGGGGGGGUCCCGUUUUGGGGGGUCCCUGUGAGCGCCCGUGCAGCGCUCGGUCCCUUUUGGUGAUGGAGGAGGAAGGAUUCGGCCGAACUUCAUCCUGGGACGGCGCAGCGGUGGUGACAUGGAUGGACGUGUGACGCUGUUUUUUGGUUUAUUUUUGCACUCGAGCCACUGGGGAGACCCUGCCCCGAUCCCACCACAGAGUCUAUUCUUGUACUGAUCGCAGAACAACUUUUGGUUUUAUUUCGUUGUUUCUUUUUUCCAAUAAAUUUUCUAACCUCA